GCUCUAUCUGAAGAGGUUUUGGACUCACUUAUGAGUACCUAGAUAACCUGACUGAAGGCAAUCUAUCCAUCUUACAUCCAACAGCCUGCUCCUGGUCACAUGUUUGUUGGCUUGGGAGUGAUGCAGCUAUUGCUGCAACCCCUGAUGAAAUUCCUGCUGAUUCAGAGGGAAAGGGGUUAACCCUUUCAAAUUCUGGGUCAAAGGAGCACUGGGGUAUAGAGCCAGCUAUUUCAGUGCAAUGGAAAGGUUUUAAUGUGGCUACCAAUACUCAGAAUGGGUCUGAAAGUCAGACUUGAGCUGAGGUUUAGGCCAGUGAGGACAGAUGGAAGAGCCAGGGAGAAGCAGGGUUUAAAAGAUGGCAAGGAGUCAGGGGAAACCGUAGAGAUAAAAGUGAAGUGCAUGGAAGCCAAUGAUGUGGGAUAAAAGGCUUAUUUCCUAAUGUAGUCAAGGCAGGGUUGGGGAGGCUGAAGUCUGUGUAACUGCAUCUGUGUGAAAGCAGCCUGACUUUGUGAGGAAAUCCUGCCAAGGAUAUUCACAGCUGAGAUAACCUGACAUGAGAUUUUCUCACUAGCUAAAGUUGGGUGCAGAGAGGAGUCCUGUUAGACCUACAGUCUUCUUCUUCACCUGUAAAACACCCGUUUACUUCAAGCAUGGUCCUGCUGUGAUAUGUGGAGUUCCUGGGCACUAUGUCCGUACUUCUCUCCAGCAAUUACAUUGAGAUAGCAAAAGAGGUGACUAACAAAGACAAGCCUCAAGCCAGGUGGAAUACCAUAGACAUAAAAAAGCUAUAGCUCCAAACCCAAUAAUGAUAGAAGUGUGCAAUACUUCAUACAGGAGAAGGAGGUCUCCUCCCUUAUUAUUCAACUUGUAGUUAGAAGCUUAAUAUUCAAAUACAUUUAAUGAGUUUAAUUAAAAUUAUUCUGUCCUAACUCCAAAGCAAACUCAUACUUAGUGCCCUUAGAAAAUCCUGUCCCCAGACUGCUGUGCCUUCCAGAGUAACCACUAAUCUGGAAGAAGCUAACUUGAGCUAACAGAGAUGUUGGUUUUGGCUGUGCUGAGCACCCAGGGCUCCUGCUGAUGGCAAUUAAAAUGUCACAAUUCUAGCAUGUUGCAAAAGCUCCAUUAAAAAUUAAUUCACUGUCAUCUCCAGUUCCCUGGCGCCAGUACAUUCCCAAAUGGGCUUUAUUUCAAACCCUCUGUGCAGACUGGGCUGGCUGAUCGAUAAAGCACAGCUUGUUCCUAAGUGACAUCCAUUUAAACGCUCUUGGCACACACAGGCAGGAAGGGUGACAGGAGGGAUGCUGUGAUGCAAGAGUGACCUCCUCUUCUUGACUCUUGUUCACACCCUCCUGUGCUGCUGUGUGGAAUCCUGGAGUAUGAACAGCAUAAACCCCCAAAACUUCUCCCUCAGCUAAUUUCAAAGCCUGUUUACCCAACAGGAUACACAAGGAUUAUGAAGAGCAUUGCAGGGCAUGUUUGAUUAGUUUAGUCCUUACACAGUUCAGCGCAGCUGUCAGGAUAAAUGACUUCUUUAGAAGAGAGAGGGAAAAAAGACACAUUUGGUUAAUCACCAAUAUUACAGCAGUAAUAAUUCCAAAGAUUAAAUAUGCACAGCACAAACCAGCAAACCAGGAAAGCCUUUUAAUGUUAACAAUUCCCUUGCAAAGAGUCAGAUUUUGAAUAGAAAACCUGCUUCUGUUCUUCAGCACGGCCUAAUCCUAGUAACUCGAGUUCACAUCUGAAACUCACCUGCAGCUCUCAUUGUUCAGUUGCUGUUAUUACAUACCCUAUUGCUGAAAACAAUAACUGCAAACAUCAUUGCAAGUGGCAGGGAUACUGCAGCCAGAAGUGCUGCGACUUCACUGACGUCAGCUUUCUUGUCAAGUGUUUCAUAUUGCUGCCUGGCACCCACAAUCAACAGCAAAGUUGUUCUGCGUGUGCUCUUCUCAGCACCAGGUGAAAAUUCCAUUUCUGGGGAGAUUUCUGCUCCCCUUUUGUUCUUAAAGUGGGUUUAUGGGUUGGGAAGCACUGCUGGACAGAAAGGGCUGUUGCUCAGUGUGUGUCAUUCUUAGAGGGAGGAGAAGGCUAUUCAAAGGGAAUGACAUUUGCCUAGUAACAGGAUACAAAAGGCAGGCAGAAGAUCCAUGGCCUGUUCUCCGGGCUGCUGAAUUGCUCUUUCACUGGAUCUUGGGCAAUUAUUUGCUCAGAACACGUUUUUAGGGAAAUGGAGUGCCUGAGGAUGUGCAGAGCAGCUCCUGAAGUCCAGAAGAACAUUUGGACAUCUGAUACCUCCUAGUUCUUUUUUGAGCUCCUGUAUGGUUUGAAAAAGCCAUCAGGGUUUCAGUAUCUUGUGUCAUGCCUGUGUCUUCCAGCAGCCUAAAUGCUUUUUCACAACUCUGAAUUUUCCAAAGGUUGCAGAUCUCUCCCAUUCAAAACUAGAUUUUCAGUGACUAGAGAUGGUGUUGAAAUCAAAAUGCGUUGAAAUACUAAGCUGUGAGAGCAUUUGUAAACCUGGCCUCAGAAGUGUAAUUUCAAAGGAGCUAAGUGCCUACAAUUUUGACUUCUAGUAAGAGGGUGAAAACCAGUCCCUUAAAUGCCUUUUCCCUGGGCUCCUUCCUUUGUGUAACAAGGAAACAGUUUGCCACCUCAGGACAGUGUUUGGAGCUCUGUAUUAGGCAUCUUUGCUUACAAAGCACUCUUUUACAGAUACUUGCAGUGAAGCAUUUCAACCUGCUCAUCAGGAAUGAAUGGACAGGAAAAGUGGGCAGGAGUGUGUACAGACAGCACUGAGACCACCAGCUUUGGCUGUUGGUGGGGAAACUUGUUCCAUUUGCACAGACAGCUUGGUUCAAAGGGUCGAUAAAGUGCCCUCAGUAUUUAAAGCUGACUGUCUAACUAAAAUCUCUCUGGGGCAUUGUUUGCUAGUACUGUUUUGAAUGGGUAGAAGGGCAAGAUGGGUGCUGGAAGGGCCAGACCUGGAGUAAACUGGUAUUUGUGCUUCCUGAGGAUUUGUAAAGAACUCACUCUCCCCCUUGGUUCUUACAGCAGAUACAGUGAGAGAGAUGUGGAUCACAGCUGCCUUGUUCUACCUGCUCCUGGUGCAUCCGAGCUGCUCUCACCUAGUGCACUGGACAUACAAAGAAGGAGAGCUGGAUGAAGAGCACUGGGGAAAGCACUUUGCAGACUGUGCUGGCAAGCGCCAAUCUCCAGUUGACAUCCAGAGGAAAAAAGUGAGGUACAACCCGCAGUUGCUGCAGCUGGAGCUGAGUGGCUACGAUGGGCCUUUGCAGGGGGAUUUCACCAUGACCAACAAUGGUCACUCUGUUCAGAUUGAUUUGCCACCUACCAUGCACAUCUCCAGAGGGCUCCCUGGCCUCUACACAGCUGUACAGAUGCAUCUGCACUGGGGUGGCCUGGACCUGGAGACCAGCGGCUCUGAACACACCAUAGAUGGGAUGAGAUACUUUGCAGAGCUGCACAUUGUCCAUUACAACUCAGCUGACUACUCGAGCUUUGAAGAAGCCAAAGACAAACCAAAUGGACUGGCUGUGCUUGCCUUCCUGUAUGCGGAUGGACACUUUGAGAAUACCUACUACAGUGAAUUCAUUUCCAAACUGGCAAAAAUCAGGUUUGCAGGUCAAUCGACAAAGCUUCUUUCUCUGGAUGUCCAGGCCAUGCUGCCAGAAAACCUCUCACACUUCUACAGGUACCAGGGCUCACUGACAACCCCACCUUGCUCUGAGAGUGUGAUCUGGACCAUCUUUCAUUCUCCAAUUCUCCUGUCACACACACAGAUCAGCCUCCUGGAGAACACCUUGCUGGACUGGCAGAAUAGGACACUGCGCAAUGACUACCGGCACGCACAGCCCCUCCAUGGGCGCGUGGUGGAGGCCUCCUUCAGGUCCAAACCCACCCAAGAACAAUGCCAUCUGGAAGAAUUCAGCCUCAGGCUGGAACAAAUCCAGAUGCAGCUCCAAGACGUGAAGAGAGAGCUUAAAGGCACAGCUGGAGAUGUAACAGCUGGCUUUUUGGUUGUUUCAGGUAUUAAAUCCAGCACUUUUCCAUCUUUCUACUUCCCUGUGGAAAACAUCGAGAGUUUUGUGAACAUUCAUCCCCUCCAUGAUAUGUCUCUCCAAGCCUUCACCUUAUGCUUCUGGAUCAAAGCCCAGCAUGCUGGCAGCCAGACUGUUCUUUCCUACUCCACACAAGAGAAGGAUAAUGAGCUAGCGCUGACCGUGGGCACAGAUGUGGGACUGUGGAUAGGAGGCCAUUUCAUCAGCUUCCCCCUGUACCACAAGGCACAAGACUGGCUGCACUACUGCAUGACAUGGGCUUCCUGGUCUGGAACAGCAAAUUUAUGGCUCAAUGGAGCAGCUGGUAAAGCAAAGAGUAUCCAGAAGGGGUAUGUGAGCCAGGCUGGAGGGACCCUUGUCCUUGGGAAAGACAGAGACAUUCUUCUUGGGACGUUCUCCAAUGGCUUUGCAGGGUGGAUGACUCGGGUGAACCUGUGGAGCCAAGUUCUCAGUCCUGCAGAUAUUCGGGCACUUGCACUGUGCAAACCAGGGCACCUGAAAGGAGACAUCAUAGCAUGGGGAGAAACCCCCAUGACCCUCUUGGGGGGGGUGGUUCUGGAGCCUGACACCAGCUGUCAGUGACCCCAAAUUUGGUUUUUUUUUCCUUUUUUUGAAUUAAGGCAGCAGAAAAAUCCAAACUUCUGGCUGAGGAAACUUUAAAACCUGGAUGAUUU
This is a messenger RNA of Pezoporus flaviventris, 4747 nucleotides long. It is a transcript of the gene CA6, whose product is annotated as carbonic anhydrase 6. The transcript is spliced from 9 exons. Gene Ontology annotation, molecular function: zinc ion binding; carbonate dehydratase activity. The coding region runs from base 3063 to 4655 and encodes 530 amino acids. NCBI's taxonomy places the organism in Eukaryota, Metazoa, Chordata, Aves, Psittaciformes, Psittacidae. The record is from RefSeq and is a predicted model, not a curated record.